AUGAUUACGAUUGACUUUUUUCUUAAGUUGGUUACUUUGCCAUAUACUGUGACCAAGACGGUGUUGCAGUAUUAUACUGUUGGGACGGUGUAUUCGCGUACCAAUCGGGAGUUCCAGGGGUCGUUGUGGAAGAAUGUGUUGUUGUCGGUGCAGUACCAUGUUUCGGGCAACUAUAAGAAACAGAAUAUCAAGGCGGUGGUGUACCAGCCCAUUGAGAGGGUCAUUGCCAAGUUUAAGAAACACCCGUUGGCUUUGGCGUUGAACCAUUUUGGGGAGAAGUUUGAUGAGUAUAGUUUUUGGAUCCACAAGUCGGAGGACCCAAAUGCCAAGGUGUUGAUUUAUAUUCAUGGUGGUGGGUACUUGUUGAACAUGUUUGAGUCGCAGUUUGUUUUUGUUGCUGCGUUGCACUAUGCGUUGGAUGAUCGUGCUGCAGAGAAGACGUCGAUUUUGGUGGUGGACUAUUCGUUGACGAUGUUUGAUUCUGUGUACCCGACACAGUUGUAUGAGCAUUUAGUUACGUAUCACAAUUUGGUGGCUCAGGGGUAUAAGGAGAUUAUGUUGUUGGGCGACUCUGCUGGAGCCCACAUGUCGUUGAGUUUAGCACGAGCCAUUGCGUAUCCUGAGGAAGUGGAAGACCAGUUGGCCCGCCAUGGGUUUAAGGUUGGGUUUAGUGUUGGCGACUUGCCGCAACCGGAGACGUUGAUAUUAGUUUCGCCGUGGGUGCAACCAUGUACCGAGCCCAAACUUCCGCCAAGACACGGGUGUGACGUGUGGGGCGAUUUGGGUGCACAAGAUACUACCAUGGGAGAGUUGUAUGCCGGUGAUAACGAUAAGCUGGUGAUUAACAAUUUCUUGACGUUUACGAAUACGACAUGGGCCGAGCACUGGAAGGAGGUGGCUGCGUUGAACAACGGCAAUACGUUAAUGAUUGUAGGAGAGAGAGAGGUGUUGCGUGAUGGGGUUGACGACUUUUACGAGAUUAUCAAGGGCAGUGUUGAGUAUUAUACUGAGCCCGGUGGGAUACAUGCUGGGUUGGUUUAUGUUGAGAGCUUGGAUUAUGUUAGCAAACACGGGGCGCAGAGAGCAAUUGAGGGGGAUUUCACGGAUAAGUUUGCAUAUAAUUUAGUGGCAAAGUUUAUUAAUGAGCGAGUAUAG
Candida dubliniensis CD36 is the source of this 1155-nucleotide messenger RNA. RefSeq lists its product as uncharacterized. Bases 1 to 1155 code for a protein of 384 amino acids. NCBI's taxonomy places the organism in Eukaryota, Fungi, Ascomycota, Pichiomycetes, Serinales, Debaryomycetaceae. The record is from RefSeq and is a predicted model, not a curated record. The transcript has a single exon.